Messenger RNA from Hirsutella rhossiliensis, 1170 nucleotides. RefSeq names its product lanthionine synthetase c-like protein. The record is from RefSeq and is a predicted model, not a curated record. Gene Ontology annotation, cellular component: plasma membrane. The transcript is spliced from 2 exons. The coding region runs from base 1 to 1170 and encodes 389 amino acids. NCBI's taxonomy places the organism in Eukaryota, Fungi, Ascomycota, Sordariomycetes, Hypocreales, Ophiocordycipitaceae. Gene Ontology annotation, biological process: peptide modification; carbohydrate metabolic process.
AUGGAGCAACUAUUCAUCCCCAACACAAUGCCGCCGCGCACGCUCAAGGCCGCUCCAGCCGACCUUCUCAGGGCCAGCCUCGACGAGAUGCUCAACAGGCUGCCGCCCAAGGAGAAGUACGACGUCGCCGAGCUCGGAGGUCUCGUGUACGGUCCGACCGGCGCCGCCUAUCUUCUCCUCCAGAUGUCUGCCCGUCACCCAGACCUGCGGCCACGGGGCCAGGAUCUGCUCUUCUGGGCCAAAAGGUACCUUGACGGAGACCGUGGCAUCCUCGUCUUGCGCGAUGGAAGAGGUGGCAUCCUCUGCGAGAAGCUUGCCUUCGCCGCUGUUCGGGCCUGCGUCUCAAAGGAGCAGAGCCACGUGAGAACCCUGCUGGAAGACAUACCGCCCUUCCUCGAACCGGCCGCGACCAAGGACGACGAGCGCUUCCCAGCCGAAUGGGUAUACGGCAGGGCCGGGGCCUUGUAUAUCCUCCGAAUGGUGCGCCACUGGGUCCCCGACAGCGCCAGCCUGCUCGACGCUCCCAUAUAUGAGCUUGCCCAGCGAACAAUGGACAUGGAUGACGAUGGCCAGGGCCACUGGCUCUACCAGGGGGUUCGGUGUUUAGGCGCAGCCCACGGCGAUGUCGGAAACAUUGCCCAGAUCGUGCUCAGCGUCCCCUGCAUGGCUCCUCAACUGGCCGAUACACUGCGGGAGCUUCUGGACCUGCAGACCCCCGAGGGAAACUGGCUACAGACGAGCAAAGUCCAGGCCGCGGCAAACAAGGGCCCAAGUCAAGUCCAGUUCUGCCACGGCGCCCCGGGUUUCAUCUACGCACUCCAGGCCCUGCGGCCGCAUUUCCCCCAUCUCCAGGAUCGCAUCGACAGUGCCAUUGAGAGGGGACGCAAGCUGGUCUGGAGCGAAGGGCUUCUCAAGAAGGAGCCGAGCCUCUGCCACGGCCUCUUUGGAAACGGACUAGUCCUUGCCAAAGGCCCGCAGCGAGAGCACUUCCUGGCGCAGGCGACGCCCGAAGCCCUUGAAGAGUCGAGAAAGGACGACGCCACGAUGUUCGAGCCCGCUCACUAUGGCAGUGAGCUGUCGGCCGUGAUGGGGUACUGGCCCAGUGCAGCUUGGGCGUGGUCGGUGUGCGAGGAGCAUGAGCCGGGCUUGAUUCUCUUCACCGACGUUUAG